This is a messenger RNA of Halichondria panicea, 1851 nucleotides long. RefSeq names its product complement receptor type 1-like. Bases 128 to 1681 code for a protein of 517 amino acids. Gene Ontology annotation, molecular function: protein binding. The transcript is spliced from 6 exons. The record is from RefSeq and is a predicted model, not a curated record. NCBI's taxonomy places the organism in Eukaryota, Metazoa, Porifera, Demospongiae, Suberitida, Halichondriidae.
GGUGCAUGUGAUACACUGACCGUUUCCAUGCAAUCCCUUUCCUUUUAUAUACUAUUAUUCUAUAGUAGGCAGAGGUUGGUUUAAUUCUAGUCUACUAAUUAUUAUAACUGGUAACACAUAAUUCGAGAUGACAUUAGAGAAAUUAAAGCUCAUUGGAGUUUUUCUGAUUUGCUUUCUGGCUGGCUUCAGCACUGCACAAUAUUCAGUGAGUGUGGAGAGACCAUGUCCAAUGGAUACAGUCACUUUCACCUGCACUGCUCCUGGAGAUUCCUUGAGAUGGUCACCAUCAGAUGCAACUCCCAUCACUAUCCUCUCUUCUCCCUCUGGUCUCAAUGUACCCCGUGUUGUGUCAGGUUACACUGUGACACUGAUUGCAUUUGAUAACGAUACAUUAACAUCUACUCUGUCAAGAACAGCGGAAAAUGGGGUCACUGUGUCCUGUUUGAGUACUGUGUCUACCCUAACCACUAUAGGAUCUUCAACAAUCCGAUUGGUUGAUUCACCAGGACCACCUUCCACCAUCAGACACUCCACUCUGAGCAGCUCAGCCAAUGAAGUCAGUGUACCUGUACAGUGGGACCCUCCUACUGAGACUGGUGGUAGAGAUGACCUCACCUACACCGUGACCAUCUCACCUCCGGCCCAGCUCUCUGCUACUGUCCUCACAUCCACCUCUGUCACUGUGACUGCUCAAUACAAUGUGGACUACACUGUCAGUGUUGUGGCUACCAACUGUGCUGGGAACAGUACAACUGCUGAGUACAGCUUUAGGAUCGGUGGCUGUCCUGUAUUGACCAACCUCAUGAAUGGAGCCUUUGGACAAGUCUUCAGCAGAUUAUUAGGAUCCACAGUAACCAUCCAGUGUGACGCUGGAUAUAUAUCUGCUAUUGCUAUGGUGACAUGUGAUGAUGCACUGAUGUGGAGUCCAGACCCCGAGGCUAUUGAGUGUACAUCACUACCCACACUCCCUCCCACAACUCGUGAGUUAAGUUCUUGGUUUUUACAAAACUUAUUAUGUUUUCACCUCAUAGCUCCAAUGAACUGCACAGUUCCACUAUCCUCACCACAGAAUGGCACCAUCAGUAAUCAUUCAGUACCAGCUAUUCCCGGUACACAAGUGACCUUUCGGUGUGACGACGGACUGUUCCCUGAGGGCAUGAUUAAUGUCACCUGUCUAGCUACAGGAGAGUGGGACAAAAACCCAGUGAAGCUCAUCUGCAGAAUUGAACCUAUUUCGUGUGUCCUGCCUGCCCCUCGACUCAAUGGAGCAUUACUCAACACCACGUCUCAGAACACUGACUUAACUGAGGGUUCAGUUAUUACCUUCCAAUGUGAUCCUGGGUUUUCACCGGUGGGUGCAGUGACUGUCACUUGUAACAAUUCUGGUCUCUGGGAUCCUGACCUGGCUCUAUUGGAAUGUUCUCUGACUGCUACCACCCUAUCGACUGGUAUAACUGUUGCCAUCGGUGUUACUACUACUUUCGUUGUGUCUACUCUAUUUCUCGCUGGACUCCUAGUGAUGUACUCGUUCACGCGUAAGAAGGCAGUGUACUACACAAGAAAAACAGCAUUAUCUGUUGUAGAACCCACUAAACCAGUUGAACCUGUUUAUGAGGAGGUGUUACCCAAAGAGGAGAUUGAACUCCACACUAACCAAGCGUAUGGACCAUUAGGACUGUGAAUUUUGUGCUACUAACACUUCAAAUAAUAAUUAUAUCUAGCCAGUAAGUAUUACAAUGUACCUUGUCAUUUUCAGCGUUUCAUACAAAGACCGGGGGGGGGCGCCCUGGGAUUUCCCACCCCCAGCCAAACCCUCUCCCGAAAAUUAAUGAUGUCAUAAAUAAAAAUGUA